Molecule: messenger RNA, 975 nt
Organism: Hemisphaericaspora subhashii
Lineage: Eukaryota; Fungi; Ascomycota; Pichiomycetes; Serinales; Debaryomycetaceae
Product: DNA-directed RNA polymerase I subunit
Exons: 1
Coding region: 1-975 (324 amino acids)
Biological process (GO): DNA-templated transcription; DNA-templated transcription initiation
Cellular component (GO): RNA polymerase I complex
Source: RefSeq, a predicted model, not a curated record
AUGUCAGUCGAAACCAGAAAAAGACCCACCCAAGACCUGCAACCCUUCCCCAAAAGAAGAGCUAUCGCCAUCAUCCCCAAAAGCACCAAUCCAGUUGACGCAACCACCGGUCUCUCCGAACCUUUCAAAACUAUCUCCACUUCCCUCUAUGUCUCCCUCGCACCCAUGCAUAUCAAUGACCCUAUCAACGGAAUAAAAUCCCAACAUUUAGACCCAUUACUCAUGACCUAUUUCCCCGCCGCCAAGGGGGUUGUGCUUGCAUAUCUGAACAUUUCAAUCGGUGAUGAUAAUGAAACUUUACAAGACCCAAGGGUUACCAUUGCGAAAAUAGAAGGAAAUUCUCCAUUUACGUUCAUGUGGAUAAAUGUUGAUUUAUUAGUUUGGAGUCCUCAGGUUGGUGACGUGUUAGAGGGUGAUGUAUAUAUGCAAACAGCGGGACAUUUGGGGUUGUUGAUUGGAGAUACUUUUAAUUGUAGUAUUAGGAAAUAUGGUAUUCCUGAAAGUUGGCAAUUUGUUCCUGUACAAGAAGAUGAAGUUGUGAAUGAAGAUGAAGAACAAGAGGGUGACAAGAAGUUUAAGAAUUUUGGAUAUUGGAUAGAUGAGAAUGAGAUUAAGGUGGAAGGGAAAUUGAAGUUUACGGUUAAGGCUAUACAUACUAGUGGUAGGGUUGUUUCUGUUGAUGGGACUUUGAUUAAGCCAGGAGAAGAAAAGAGUGCACAACCUGUUGCUAGAGGGAGCGAUAUUCGUCGUGGAUCUACUAGCACUGUUCAAGCCGGUGGAAAACAUAAGAAAUUCGACGAUGAUGAGGAAGACAAUGAACCUACAGUCACCGUCAUUCCAGAACCAGAAGCUGAAGACGACGAUGACACAAAAUUACCAGCAUAUAUCAAAGCAAGUGAUGAUGAAAACGAAGACGAAGAUGGAGAAGUUGUGAAUAAGGAUUCAGAUUCUGAAGAUGAAGUUGAAUCUGAUUAA